UUGCAUAUAUAAUAAAUCUCCACUAUUUUGCAUUAUUCAUUGCAAGUAUGUCCCUCAAAGCAAAUAAAGAAUCUAAAUGUAUGAUCAUAUUUAUAUAGCAUAGCUUAUUUAUUAACCAACGAUUAUCUUAAAGCAAUAUACAUAGGUGUUUUCCAUUAACUCGGGAAUAAAAAAUAUAGUAAUUUUAAAUAAAAAGUGAAAAUAUAUUCUGGCCAUAUCAAAUUCGAAACGAAUUCGAAAGUGCUUACUGCUUCAUCUAGGAGUAGAGAAGAGAAUCAAAUACAAACAAAGGAAAUGACGACCAGCGGAUAGAGCAAGAAAUAUUCGAUUUCGUAAUUUUUCUUUGUUUGUGCACAACAUCUGAGUUAAACGCAAACAAAUACGAGACAUUUUGAUUUUUUCAUUUCUUGAUAAAAGUAUUAAAAUCAGUUGGAAUUCCAAACCAAUAUAUUGACUAAUUUCAUAAGAAAUAGCAAUAUUGCAUUCAGAAAAUAAGUGAUUACUGGAUUAUAAUUGCAUAAAUAGCUCCCUUGGAGUAUAGUGCUGCUUUUAGCACUGAUUUCCUGAGAAUUUUAAGUGGAAGAUGUCUGCAGAUUCACCACGGCGGCAAUCGCGUGGCAUAGCCGCACCUGCAGUUGUGCCUCCCCAAGUUGUAAGCGAUCGUUCAAUUUUAGACUCUGCGUUUGGGUUCAUCAGCGAUGUUACACUAGUGGCACAGCAGUCACAUACUGAGCCCAAAGAUACAAUUAUUUGGGCACGGUUUGAGACGGCUGCUGAUAUAAGUGAUCCAUGUUUCGGUAUAGACUGGGAAAUGGAGGGAAGUGCAGCUCCACCAUUGCUUCUACUAUUAGGAUACGGUCUUGGCGUUCAAGUAUGGGCUAUACCUGCUAACGGGGAGGCUAUUGAAGUGCUAUCAUGGCGCCAUGGUGUUGUGUCAACAUUACGAGUCCUACCAACGCCGACCUUAGUACGAUCCGCGAAUGAACAUGGACGUGCUGAUGAAUCGAUAGAUAUAUAUGCUGAAAAACGCCCUAUUAUUGCAUUAGUGGACAGUAGUACGGCUUCUUCACAGCUUCAGUUCUGUACAAUAAAUUUUGUUUCACUUAAAACUGGAAAGCAAGUGAAGACGAUUAAAUUUAAAAACGUAAUUUUGGACGUACUUGCCAAUCGUUCUUCCAUUGUUAUUGUAUUUCAUGAACGUAUAGCUGUUUUCGAUGCCCGUACUUUGGAAGAUCGGCUUUCAAUAACUACAUGUUAUCCAAGUCCUGGGAUCAAUCCAAAUCCUGUUGCUCUUGGUCAACGCUGGCUAGCUUAUGCUGAGCAAAGGCUGAUUCCCUCAAAGCGUAGCGGUGGAGGCUGGGAUGGUGAGGGUGUAGCCAGUUACACAGCAACUGUAUUAAAUGCUGCAAAGUCGUUUGGAAAAGGGUUGCGAGAGCUUGGUGAACAGGUAGCAGCAGGUUUGACAGGAACGUCAAGUAGUGGCAGUAUAUCAAAAAAUAGUAGUUUCGAUUCCAUUACUGGUGUUGAAGCUAAACAAUCUGGGAUUGUUACGAUAAUGGAUAUAGAGACUAUUAAAGAUUACAGCCCCACCUCAAUGACAUCUGCUACUGGCGGUGCUAAUGAGGAGCCCAUUAUUGCACAUUUUGUCGCUCACGCAGAAGCUAUUGUUGCAAUGGAGUUUGAUAAUUCAGGCAUGCUAUUACUUACCGCCGAUCGUCGCGGUCAUGAUUUUCACGUUUUCCGUAUACAGCCACAUCCCGCAAGCCCUAGCCUUUCAGCGGUACAUCAUUUAUAUGUAUUACAUAGGGGCGACACUAGUGCAAAGGUCCAAAACAUUACAUUUUCACUAGAUUCACGUUGGGUAGCGGUGUCGACAUUAAGAGGAACUACUCAUGUAUUUCCAAUUACACCUUAUGGUGGUCAAAUGGGAGUGCGGACACAUACAUCUUUACAUGUUGUUAAUAAGUUGUCACGAUUUCAUCGCUCAGCGGGCUUAUCUGUAGAAGGCCGUUCAAAUUCUCCAAUAUCACAUUCAGAAAGUACCACUUUUAUGCAAUCCUUGCAACCUUACCAUAAUACAACUCUACCACCAUUUCCGCGUCCCACAAUUGUGCAAGCUUUAGCUCAACUACGACAACCGUUUGCACUCGGAUCACCUCCUGGGUCUGCAGGACUUGUUAUGCCGGGUAAAAUUGGUGUAGGUAGUAGUAGCAUAACAGCUGCUUCUCAACGACAAAGGCAUUCUUCCCUAUCUGAUGAUAACGGAAAACCUUUGAGCGUGUGUGCAAUUUUUGCGAAAUCGCGAUCUUGGUUACUUGAACCACCAAAUGUCACUCGAGAAGCAUCACAUCGUAUGCAGCGUAAAUCUGUUGAUUCACUUUUCGUAAUGGCUGGCCACGGUGCUCUUAUACAAUACGAUUUGGACACUAAACUUGCAUCAAAUAUUGCCAAAGAUAAAAUUUGUGAUGAUACGCCAAUUGAAUUAGAAGUGGAAGCUAAAGCACAAUGGAAUCUCGGUAGGCGAAGGGAUGGAUCUCAUGAGUUGGCACCUCCGUUGGAAAAUGAUAAUUGGCUUAUAAAGGAUAGAAAUUUAUGUUUGUUAGACAGCAUACGUCAAUAUGAUGAAUUGGAGGAAAAAAAUGAGAGUUGGGUAUCUCAAGUAGAAAUUAUUACACACGCCGGUCCACACCGCCGUCUUUGGAUGGGGCCUCAAUGUGUAUUCAAAACGUAUAACACUCCUAGCGGCUCCAAUCUGAACCAUGUUGAUGUUGAGGCUGUUGAAAUAGGGGUAACAAAGUCCACAAAUUCCGCAUCGGCUAUUCGUUCACAUCCACUAAGUAUGCCAGUAACGGCUGCAGCUCGAUGCUCUUUGCCGGUCCUCAUUGAAUCGGGUUCAUAUAGUAGUGUAGAACAAAGUCCAAAACUGAUGGAUCGUUUUCGCCACGAGCAUUUGGAUUCAGAUUUUGCAAUGGCGCAUGGUGAUUCUCGAUUAAAGGAGGACUUGGCCGAUGCUAUGCGCGAAUCACCAUCUGUGUCGGAUGAUCGAAAAAGUACAUGUCGAUUAGCGUCUGGGGUUGCUUCGUCUGAUAAUGUCCCAUUCUACGAUGCCCGCGCAGAUCCUGACAUUGGUGAAGACGAUUCUGAUAACAGCCUGAAAGCCAUGGUUUCAUAUCCCCCCUCUCUCACCUCGACGUCAGAAACACUGACUGCAAUGGGUACUUGGAAUUUGGUUUCUGAUGUCGAUUCCGACCAAUGUAAAAGAGUUCAGCUCUGUUGUGAUGAAAAUAAGAAAACUUUUGAGAUUCCAAAAUCGUCUACACCUUCAGUAGAAAAAGUAGUUAAUCCUCUGGGGACGGUAACAACAGUUUUUUCAGGCAUUUCAACUGACGUAAAAAGAGACAUUCUGGAUGAAGUGGUAUCGCAAUUAGCUGCCGAAGAGAGUAUUAUACACGAAAAUUGUGAUGAGUCUUUGUUUCGUCCCGUUGUGGCGAUAUUAUGUGACGAUAAUAUUAAUCAAACAGCGGGAAAAACUAUAGAAAGUGAAGAAUUCUGUAAACCACCUGAGUUAAUAAAAAAUAAACUUAUAGUGCCAGUCAUAGCAAAAGAAGUAGAUGCCGAGUUAAGCAGAAAGGAGAGGAACCAAAAAAGUGGAAGAAUAAAAUAUCAAAAUGUGAAGAAAUUAGAUUUAUGCUCAACAGAAAGUGAUAAGCCAACAACUGCUGUUCUAAUCACUGAAGCUGGGAACAUUCAGCAACACGUGAGCUCUGAAAUUGGACACAUGGUGGAACUGGUCCAUGGAAACAACGUGAACAGCGGAAAUUUAUGUGGCAAUACGAACACAAUCGAAACGAAAAAAAACCUAAAAAGCUUAUCAUCAGUUAAGGAAGAUGUCAUAGAAUUUAAACGAAUGACACCUUUACCUAUUGAGAAGACUCGAAAUAAAAUUUUAAAAGAUAGAGAACUUGUUAAAGGUCAUUUAUCUCAAAUUGAAAGUGAAACAAAUAGUAAGGGCCUAACAUCACCUGAUACAAAAAAUAACUCGAAAAAAAUAAAUUUUCUAAAGGAUAACGCACAACUUAAUCAAACUUUAUCAGACAACGUUUCAAUCGAGAUUAAUGAAAAUAAGAAGGUACCGUUCACUAAUUUUAUAAAAUCAACUGUAUGUGCAGAUACUUCAAAAGUAAAUACUCCAAUCGGGGAACCCGCAAACAAUAGCAAUAAUAUUAAAACAUUGUCUAAAAACAAUAUUAAAUGCGAUAAAUUAAGUAAAGAGAUCGAGUUAAAACCAGAAAUUGGAAUAGAGGCUGCCAGUACAAGCAAAUCACAUGAGAAGAAAGAUACAAUUACAAGUGCCAGUAAAGUCAUUGAAAAUACAGCUGACAAAGUAAAUGAAGCUCACGAUGAUGCUAGUAUAUGUUGUAAUAAAAUAAUUGAACAAAACGUAACUGUUAAUCUUACAAAAAAGGAAAAAAACUCAUUAAAAAAGAAAUCUGAUAAUGAAAUAUCAAAAAAUGACGGAAUUGCCGGUCAUUCAGAUAUCGGAAAGGAAAAAUUGGCAUUUAUCCAGUCAAACUCUGAAAUUAGUGAAAGUCCACUAAUUUCAAAAUCAAAUAAUUCAGUAUGGCAGACUGUAAGUAGCGACAACCAACUAAAAUCUAAAGUGCAAUCAAGCGAUAACUUCCCAAGUUUGGGGACAAUUGGUAAAACUAAAAAACCUGUUAAAAUUAAAGAGAGCAAUACAGAUAAAAAAGGCAAUAUUCUUUCCGAUUUAUCUACACUUUCGAAACCUAUUGACAAUUCAUGCACUGGAUUAGGCGGUAAUAUGAAGAAGAAUACUAAGAGUAAGGCAAACAUCACAGAAAAUAGUGAAAUUAAAUUGUCUGAUUCAUCUAAGCAACUAAAAUCCAUGGAAAAACAGAAAAUUGAUGUUAAAUUAAAGGGUCAAAAUAAUAGUGACAGCAAAUGGUCAUUCGAUGGAUUUUCCUCACUGCAACCACUGGAAUCAUUACCGCCUUUGCCCGCAUUAGAAAACAUUGAUAUUUAUCCAUACUGUUCAAUUUUAAUGGAAAAAGAAAAUAAAUCAUCUGCAAAGGCUAAAGAUAAUCUGUCAGAACAAUUAAGUUUGAUUAAUUUUGAUAGCCCGUUACAGGAAAAUCCGAGACAAGAUGGGAAAGUACUCUCACUUCCAAAAGCCCUUAGCCAACAAAAUUUAAUUUUCGCUUUAUGUGGAUCGUUGCACUGUGAAGAUGAUAGUAUCUGCGACGAAGAGAAAUUGUCAAAAGAAUAUCAAGUAACAAUCAAUUCGGAGAUGGGAGAUUUAACAUCACCAGAUUAUAAGUUACUCAACGAUGGCGAAGAUCAAUAUUUAAGUUUGGAACACAGUUCUCAAGAAACUAAUACUACCAAUACUGGAACAACGAAUGACAAAUCUGUAAGUUCGGCAAAUUCAUCCACUUCAGAGGAAAUUCUUGUUAUCGAAGAGAAAAAGUUAAGUAAAAAGCAAAAGCGAAAAAGACAACAAGCAGAAACUAAAAAGCAAAAGGAAGAAAUCACUUUCGAAGAUGAUGAUGAAUUACGCCCGUUAAUUACAAAAAUAAAAUCUGAUUCAGAAACUGUAGCAAUUAUUAAUAAAAAUAAAUCCUCUACUUUUUCUGGAUCGAACAACAAAGAUGAUCAAAAGCUAAUUGACAACAUCAUUACACCUGCAUCUCCAAAUACAACAACCGAUAGUGAAGGGCCCGUUCCUGCUACUACUUCAGAUGACAAUGGUUUCAUUUUACCAGCGAAUACUGCAACUAUUAAUGUUCCCAUGAAACUGAAAACAAAGAGACUAGAACAUAAAAUUAAUCUUAUGGCUGCGAUUGAUGCUGCAACGUCAUCGUCUACAUCGUCUGCUGAAGAGAGUAAUUUGGAAAUAGAGAAUAGGAAAGAUAGUUCCGAUCAAGAUCUACCAGUCCUCGGAAUGAACACAUCUGAAAUGCAAACAACUUUAACUAAUAUAAAUGUAGUUCCACCGUCAUGUACAACAAAGAAGAAAACUAAGCGACGCAAGAGAUAAGAAUUAGUCUUCGGUUUGUUUUGUAUUUUGUGUGUAGUUAUUACAUUCUAUAUAUAUAAUGCUUGCUAUAAUGACAAUGAUGGUGAGUGAUGAAUUUUUAGUACAGCUGUAACCAGUAAUAUACAAACGGUAUUCUAAAACAAAUAGUUAUCUGGUUAAUUCAGUUCUUGAUAGGCAUGUUCGUUGUUAUGAAUAAUAUUCAAAUACUUUCAAUCAUCUUUGGGAAUGCAUACAAAUGUAUGCAAAUCACCGAGCCGUAAAAUAAAUAUAAAAUUAAUGCUUAUCGUAAUAAGUUUCCAUUCAAGUAAACACAGAAAAAACCCGUUACUGCCAUUUAGUAAAUUUUGCCUAAUCCGUUACUGUGGAUAUUUUCCGGAUUUUUUUAAAUUUCACCAACGUUGAAAUUGAACAAUCUGAUUUAGAUAAAUAUUCAUAUUCAAUGCACAAAACAUAGAAGAUUAGCGGGAAGUAUUAACAAAUUUUGAAGACAUUAAUUUUGCCAAUAUUGAUUUCAUUCUCAAUCGCUUCUCAAACAUCCUCUAUCAACCUUCGUUACAGUUCAGUUAACGAUAAUAUUAAUUUUUAUAACGUACGCUAUAAUCCGGUGAUAUGUGCAUUCACUUUAAUUGGCAUUGAUUCGGACACACUAGUUUUUUAAAGAUACUUAUAUAUUUUAGAAUGCAAUUGUAAAUAGAUUAAUCCGCUGUAAUAUCAAACUGAUUUUAUUUAAUCAAAAAUAAAAUAACAUAUAGUAAACAUUA
Molecule: messenger RNA, 6819 nt
Organism: Bactrocera dorsalis (oriental fruit fly)
Lineage: Eukaryota; Metazoa; Arthropoda; Insecta; Diptera; Tephritidae
Gene: rudhira
Exons: 8
Coding region: 584-6058 (1824 amino acids)
Biological process (GO): autophagy; response to starvation
Cellular component (GO): cytoplasm
Molecular function (GO): protein binding
Source: RefSeq, a predicted model, not a curated record